Molecule: messenger RNA, 976 nt
Organism: Tarenaya hassleriana
Lineage: Eukaryota; Viridiplantae; Streptophyta; Magnoliopsida; Brassicales; Cleomaceae
Product: dual specificity protein phosphatase 1B
Exons: 5
Coding region: 219-776 (185 amino acids)
Biological process (GO): protein dephosphorylation; regulation of MAP kinase activity
Cellular component (GO): cytoplasm
Molecular function (GO): JUN kinase phosphatase activity
Source: RefSeq, a predicted model, not a curated record
GCGAAUCGAAACGAAGACCAAAUCGUCUCUUGAUCUCCUCAGAGAGACAAAACUUCGCAGAAUCCAUUCCUUUUCUUUUGCUGGGUUUGAAUUGUGGAGUAAUCGAAUUGUUCUUCCUCACGAAUUGGGCAUUAGGGCUUUCUUCUUUUCCUUUUUUUUUCUUUGGUGGGUGUUCCCCUGAAAAUUUUCAAGGUUUCGAUUGCUGCGAGCAGGCUCUGAUGGACAAGGUGGUUGAUCUGUUCGGUGUUGGACAAGACAAUGUUCAGAAACUGAUGGAAGGAGGCAACGAUCUAAGCAAGAUCGAAGAGGGAUUGUUCAUAGGUUCUGUAGCAGAGGCAAGUAACAGAGAUUUGCUUAAAAGCUCCAAUGUCACCCAUAUCUUAACGGUGGCGGUGGCUGUAUCCCCUCUUUACCCUGAUGAAUUUUCAUAUAAAGUCAUCGAAGUUGUUGACAGAUCCGAGACCGAUUUGACGCAAUAUUUCGAUGAAUGUUUCAACUUUGUCGACGAAGCUAGACAAUCUGGUGGUGGGGUUUUGGUCCACUGUUUCAUGGGAAUGUCUAGGAGUGUGACUAUAGUGGUGGCUUAUCUGAUGAAAAAGUAUGGAUUGAGCUUCUCUAAAGCCAUGGAGCACGUUAGGAGCCGACGGCCUCAGGCAUUGCCUAAUUUCGGUUUCAUUUCGCAGUUGGAGCAGUACGAAAAAUCCAUCCAAGCAAAUGGGGAGGAGAGCAUAGAAGAAGUUAAGCUCACUGUUUCAGCCGACAAGGCGACGUCCUGAAGAACGUCCGUCCCUAAGAUUCUUAAUCGUGGUAUGCCUUUAAGGACCAAAGCUUUUGUCCUGAAUCAGAUUUGGUCAUUUGAAGAAUGCUUUUGUUAAGGUGGUGAUCCUUUUGGUAAAUCAAUCAAAGUGUAUUUAUUACCCAUUGGUAAUAUGGGUGAUGAAGUAAAUGAAGCUUCAACAUGUUCCGUUGACUUCUA